Phlebotomus papatasi is the source of this 5712-nucleotide messenger RNA. RefSeq names its product chitinase-3-like protein 2 (gene Cht11). The record is from RefSeq and is a predicted model, not a curated record. Lineage: Eukaryota; Metazoa; Arthropoda; Insecta; Diptera; Psychodidae. The coding region runs from base 202 to 1704 and encodes 500 amino acids. Gene Ontology annotation, biological process: carbohydrate metabolic process; chitin catabolic process. The transcript has 3 exons. Gene Ontology annotation, molecular function: chitinase activity; chitin binding. Gene Ontology annotation, cellular component: extracellular region.
AAGCUGUCAAAUUGGAGUACAAGAAUCUUAUCAGUGCACAAGAGCUUUGUUAUUAUUCCACUUUUCUGCACAGUAAAAUGUUCUUUGCAAUUGAAUGAGUGUCUCAGUGAAUUUACGAAAGACUUUUUCAUCGAGUUCAAGAAGAAUUCAAGCCAUCAUCUGCCUGGGAUUGAGUGGAAAAGUGUUGUGAAAAGACAGGAGAUGUCUCAGCAGCAAGUCAAGUACGAAUUACUCGAGGGUCAGCGUGAAAAUAGACUCAAGUACUCAUCCUACCUCCAGGUCACACUCCUAAUUCUCCUGUGUGCAGUGUCCAGUGUGACUGUGUACACGACAUGGACAAUAAUCUACCGGAACAGUUUCAAUUACCCCCCAAAAUUAUUUGAUGUUCCAAAGCUCUGGAUUCAUCGAACAGAAUUGUAUUCUCAGUAUCUGAGUGAUUAUUCAGUCCCGGAGACGCACAAUGCGACAAAUGGGACUGACAGUGCCUUGGAGAGUGCACAGAGAUCUCCAGUGGGAGUCAAAGAGCUCGACAAUGAGCGUAUCUCCCCAUCGCGCUACGGAAAUUUCAUUCCGGGAGCUGCGAGUGGGAAGAAGAAGUUGGUGUGUUACUACACUGCUCCCUAUGAUGUCAUUAAUGGGCGAGAAUUGCUCGCCAAAGACAUAGAUCCGCAUCUCUGCACCCAUAUCAAUGUGGGAUUUGCAGGAGUGGUCAAUAAUUCCUUGUUCCUGGACGAUGUGCUGCGGGAGACUUUUGUCAAAGUGACAGCACUGAAGAAGAUCAAUCAGGAAUUGAAGAUUCUCGUGUGGACGGGUGGGAUGGAUUCGGGGGGAUUUUCGGAAAUGGUGAAAGAUCAUGCUAGUAGGAAGCAUUUUAUUCAGAGUGUCAAGAGUGUCUUGGAGACUUACAGGUUGGAUGGGAUUGAUCUCGAUUGGGAAUUUCCGGGGGGAUUUGAUCGGCAGAGGCAGCAUUUUUCGCAGCUUCUGCAUGAGAUCCGGAGGGAGUAUCAGCGAGAGCAUAGAACUUACUUGCUGACUGUGGCUGUGGCAGCUCCACGGCCAAUCAUUGAUGUGGCGUAUGAUGUUGGAGAGAUCAAUAGCUAUGCGGAUUUUAUCAAUGUUAUGACGUAUGAUUAUCACUUUUAUGCCCCUUCCACCCCAUUUACGGGCAUCAAUGCUCCCCUGUUUCCGCGAGAAAAUGAAAAAGGACUCCUUGGGAUGCUCAAUAUCAACUAUACUGCCAAUUAUUGGCUGGAAAGGGGCAUGGACAAGGACAAAAUUGUCAUUGGACUGCCCACUUAUGGACAUUCCUUCCGUCUGGCCAAUCCCCUCAAUAGGCACAUUGGGAGCCCCUCAACGGCCAAUGGGGCAACGGGAGUGCUAGGAUUCACGUCCUACUCGGAAGUUUGCUGGUUUCAGCAGAACAAUAUCUUCGUAACGACAGUUUACGACAAUGCCACCUGUUCGCCCUACACGACAGCCGGAACUGAGUGGAUCUCCUACGAUGACGUCGUCAGUCUCGAGUGCAAGACAAAAUGGGUGAAGGAUAGUGAUUUUGGAGGUGUAAUGAUCUAUUCCCUGAACGCAGAUGAUCAUGGGCUGUACUGCAGAAGGCAGGGAGAUGCCCUAGUCAAGCAAGAAACAUUCCCACUCUCCCGGAAAAUCCAUUCGGUUCUCUUCAGUAAUUUCUCCACCACGGGCAAUUGAGGGUAGAAUUCCCGGAGGUAAGUGUCUAGCAUUGAUGAUAAGAAUAGCCCCAGGGGAUGCAUUAGGAAAUUAUUGAGGUGUUUAUCCCGGAGAAAUGCGUAAAAUUGCAAUUUUAUCUCAUCAAAAUAUUCUUAUUGAAUGACUUACCAUCCGAUUUGGAAAAUGUACAGUCUUUCUCCCAAAGAAAAUUAUCCGAAUUUGAUUUUAGCAUUUUCAAAUUUACCACAUCCCGGAAGUAGGCUUUUAGGUCUCUUGAAAAUAGUGUAAGUGGCUUUAGGCUUUGUUGCAGAGCUUAAUAUGAAGAAAAAUUGCUGUUUAAUAUGGAAUAUUUUUGUAGUAAUUAUUUUGUCGUAGGGAAAACCGCGGUAACCUCGGAUGACUGUAGCUUCGGACAACUCGAUCGUUUUCUAAUAUUCUAAUGAAGUUGAUCUAUGGCUCUUUUCGGGAAAUUUGAGGCAUUGGACUAGGUUAUAAUGGAUAAAAUUCAUAAAAAAAAUAUGUUGAGAAAAAUUAUUUGUUCAAAGCUUGAGGCGUGCGAACACCGAGAGAAAUCCGAGAAAGUUAAAAUAACAUUCCGGAAAUGUUAAUUUUACCCUGCAGUAUUGAUCCAAAAUCUGUGUAAAUAUUACCCUUUUUAGGUGUAUUAGGGAUUAAAGUUACCCUUUUUCAUGUUAAUUUUACACUUCUAAUGGUGUAAAAUUAACAUUAAAAAAUGUUAAUAUAUUUUUACACCUAAAAAGUGUUAAAGUUACGAAGAAAAAAAAGUUAAUCGCACCCUCUUUUUUCUCUCAGUGAAGGUAGCGCAUUUUCUUAAAAAUUGAUUACCGAAGGAGCAAAUGAAAGGCCUUGUAAAAUACUGCAAUUUUGUGUGCAUUAUAACUUCGUGGGCCCACCACGAGGGGUGAUAAAAUCGAAAAAAUCGGUUUUCGAAAAUUCAAUAUCGAAUAUUUCGAACAAACAGAUUAUGUAUUAGUUUCAAGUGCUCUUGGACAGUCUGUAAAGAAUUUCAGUUACCAUUAGGUGUCAUGCAAACAUUUUGUUAUCAAAUUAUAAACUUGAUGUAAGGAAAACAUAAUUUUCACGGUAAUAAAAUAACUUCGAAAACCGCGAAACGCAUCCAAAAAUCACAGAAAUGUUUUUAGAAAUGCUGGUAUACAACAAUUCCAUGGAAGAACUAGGCCUUCCCGAUAGGAGAGUUUGGGACUACCAUUAUUAUUUUUUCCUAGACAAGAAUGAGCUGUGGAAUCAAGUGCCACUCAUUUUCUUUUAAAACUGCUGUUUUCAAGAAAAUCGUCCGUACGUAGCAGCAAAUGUCAAAAUUUAAACAAAAAGAAAUUUUUUGUCUAAAAUUGCUCCCGAUUAGAACGUUCGUAGAAAGGGUUUUUCCAAACGAAAAUACAUUCGAGGAUCAGUUUGCAAAGCAAAGCAAAGCAGACAGUUUUAUUUUUCGUUUCGUCCGCGUGGUGGCCGAAUUGUUAGAAUUUCGAGGUUUCUAGAGUAGGGUGGAGUCAUCACAUGUUAUACAUUGAGAGAAAUCCGAAAAAGUUAAAAUAACAUUCCCGAAAUGUUUAUUUUACCCUGCAGUAUUGAUUCGAAAACGGUGUAAAUAUUACCCUUUUCAGGUGUAUUAGGGGUUAAAGUUACCCUUCUUUCAUGUUAAUUUUACCCUCAAAAAGGUGUAAAAUUAACAUUAAAAAAUGUUGAUAUAUUUUUACACCUAAAAAGUGUUAAAGUUAUGAGGAAAAAAAGUUAAUCGCACCCUCUUUUUUUCUCUCAGUGUACAGUAGACUCUCGCUCAAUCGGCUCUUUUUCAAUCGGGCGAAAAAUUUUGUUGACAAUUUUCACAUUUACAAAGGCGUUGACGCCCAAAUCUAUCGAUAAACCGGAUGACAUUUUGUCCCAAAUGCCCAAUUGAGAGAGAGUCUACUGUACACUUAUAGACAGCUUGCAAAAAUCUUAAGUUCUUAUCUAAAAUAGAUUUCGAAAAAUCACAAAAUUGUUAAUCACAUUAUAAACUAAUAAUUUUAUGACUUCAAAAUCUUGUUUAUUAGGUAAGAACUCGAGAUUUUUGCACGCUGUCCAUAAGUGUAUAACCUCCAUAACUGAUGACUCCACCCUAUCACCAUAAUUCCACGGAGAAAAAAUAGAGGGUGCGUUUAACUUUUUUUCCUCGUAACUUUAACACUUUUUUGGUGUAAAAAUAUAUCAACAUUUUUUAAUGUUAAUUUUACACCUUUUUAAGGCUAAAGUUAACAUGAAAAAAGAUAACUUUAACCCCUAAUACACCUAAAAAGCAUAAUAUUUACACCGAUUUCGGAUCAAUACUGCAGGAUAAAAUUAACAUUUCCGGAAUGUUAUUUUAACUUUUUCGGAUUUCUCUCAGUGUCAGUAUUUACUUUGUUGUGGAAUAUAAUUCAAAACAACGAUGUGACGCUCAUUAUUUUCGGUCUCAUUAUUAAAUCCCUUCAUAAACGUUUUAACAGUUUCUUUUUACUGCAUUUUAUAAAUAUUUAUAACUUCGGGCGAAUUUUUAGUACGAGAAUUUUGAAUGAUCUCAGCGAGCACAGUUACUUAAAAAAGACAGCGUUUUCAGCAUAUUUUUGCUGAAAACUCUGCCUUUUUUUAGCUAACUGUACUCGGUAGGAUGUUCGAAUUUUACGAAUAUAAACGACAUUUUGAAAGUGAUUUUUUCGUAGUUUUGUCGAAAAAGAAGGAUGGUGGAACGUUUGAAUUUCAAUUUCAUUAAACUUAGGGUAAGUGUGGCAAAUUUCGGCAUAGUUUCAUGCAAGCGCCAAAGUCUUAAAUUUGAAAUGUAAUAUUUUAAAUACAAAUAGAAUUUAUUUGUUACUUUUUUUAUAAGGACUGUUGCUUGGAACCUUGUAGACAGUUUAUCUUCUUUUUUUUUCUCUAAAAUCAUUCGUAACACAUUUUGAAAUGAAUAAAAAUGUAGACAUAGCAUUGAUGGCCUAUUCCGGUCACCUUCAUUCUCAUAGUUCCUUAACAUUCCGGAAUUCUUCAAAUGCCUUUCUAAGAUCAUCUUGCUCGUCGAAGCGAUAUUUUUUUGUUAUUUUUUUGCAUUGUAUAAUCUCCAGUAGAGUAUACAAAAAAUAAAAAUUCAUGAAAAUUCGAGGAAAAAAAAUGUGGCCGAAAUUGUAAGCUGGUCGGAAUUUGGUACACUUACCUUAUAUGUUGAAAAAUUGCUUGCUUUAAGUAAUUUGAAUGUUAUUUUUUGCAUUGUAUAAUCUCUAGAGUAUGCAAAAACUAAAAAUUCGUGGAAAUUUGAGGAGCAAAAAAUGUGUCCGGAAUUGCAAGCUGGCCGGAAUUUGGUACACUUACACUAAUGUCGUUUUGAUAAUCUCAUUCAACUUUUACACUAUUGUGCAAUUCAUCAGUUCAAAUUUUCAAAACUUCCAACGAGUUCUUAAGGAAAUUUUCUCUGAUAUACUGUAUUAGCUAGCAACAUGAUUUGAGAGGUUUAGUUCCAUUUUGAAGAUAACUAAAGCUUUUGGGAAAAUUUCCAUAAAAGAAUUGCAAUUUUUGUUCAUAAAAGUUCUGUAGAAUUUUUUGGGACACGACUUUGGAACAUUCUAGCAUUCAUUUUCUCAUAACGAAUGAGAUGUCAGGAUUCUUAAUUGCCAAUUUUACGCAUUUCUUAGCAUAAACACCCCCUAUAAAUCCCAAAUAAAAAGAAAAUUCCAUACAGUUUUUGAGACGUUAAUUGAAGAUCAAAGAGAUGGAAUAUUUUUGUUGAAAAUUGUGGCAAUAUUAUUAAGUUUUAACUAGCUUUAUAUACAAGUAUAAGUAGGUCAUUAAUCUCCCUCUUGAUCUUCAAUUGACAAUAUUUAGUACAAUGUUAAUCAAAAAAAAAGAACAGUAUAAUAUGAGGAAGAUCAGAAGCUAUCAGUAUCUCUUCGCCUAAAACCAUGUGAUUUAUCAUCGUUGGACAAAUGACAUAAUUCCAUAUUUAUUUUAUUUAUUAUUGAUGAGUUCGAUGAAGAUCUGCGGGAA